AUGGAUGACUUGUGUAUAUAUUGGUCAGCAGUGUUGGCCAGCAUCCAAUCGGAUUGCUUGAAACAGCACAACUUGCACCGAAGACAGCAUCAAGCCCCGGAUGUGACAUAUAGCAGUGAGCUCAAGGAGAAAGCGCAAAGCUUGGCGGAAUUUAUGGCGGUGUCUGACACGCAAUUGGAGUUUUUUCAAGGGAGUGUGGACGAAAACUUGUUUCAUGGCGUGUCCAGCCAUCCGCUGACCAUAAGUGACGCCAUACAGCAUUGGUAUAAUCGUGGUCGAUUUUACUACUACACGCGUCCAAACCUCAGCUUUGAAAACACGAAUUUUAUUCAGCUCGUGUGGAAGUCAUACACGAAGAUUGGGUGUGGUCAGGCUGUAGCGAACAAGGAAGAUGGCACCGUCAGUACAUAUAUAGUGGCUUUAUAUGAGCCGCCAGCUGACCGGUCAACUAGAAAGGAUCUUUUGUCAAACGUCUUCGCUCCAAAGCCGAAACAAUAA
Messenger RNA from Orbicella faveolata, 498 nucleotides. Its product is annotated as ectin-like. The record is from RefSeq and is a predicted model, not a curated record. Lineage: Eukaryota; Metazoa; Cnidaria; Anthozoa; Scleractinia; Merulinidae.